CAGCUUCUGAAGAACAAAAGAAUCACUAACAGGAUUUACUGCAGACUUAAACUGGCAUCACCAACUGUUAGAGAAAAAGAAAGAAAAUUGCAUCCUGCUUUGUAUCACUUUAGUUUUGAAACGUGACCCGGAAGUAAUCGUGUGUAUUGAUCAGGCGUUGCAGUGGGAACAGAGUUUGGUUUACACACCUCCUAAUAACAGCAGAAAAGCGCCAGUAUUAGUAUUUUCUGAGCUGUGUGUAAAAUGUGCAGCCUUCAGGGUCUGAAGGUUUUCGUCCAGCAGCGGCUAACUGCGGCUGUGGAGGAGAUAUUUGGACAUUUUGAGAAAACAAUAACCGAGUAUGAAGAGGAGAUCCACCGCCGACACCGCAGGCUGCUGGACGAGGUUUUAAAACCCGAUAAAAAGCUGCGAAAAGCAGAGUGUCCCGCAGACGUCCAGCAGCUGUUGGAGAAUAGAGAAGAGGUUCCCUUUGAGCAGCAGGACCAGGAGCCCCCACACAUUAAAGAGGAAGAGGAGGAACUCUGGACCAGUCAGGAGGGAGAGCAGCUUCAAGGGCUGGUUGGUGUUGAUAUCCCAUCCUCCCCUGUAUCAGUGAAGAAGAGUGAAGAUGAUGAAGAACCCUCACAGCUUCAUCAAAGCCAAACUGAGAAGAACAGAGACUUUGUGGGAGGAUCAGAACCAGCCAGCAACGUGUAUCCAGAUAGUUAUUUACAACCAGUUAGUAAUGAGAAGGCUUCAGAUGCUUCAGAACCAGAGACUGAAGUCAGUGAAGAUGAUUGUAAGGACACCAGUGAACCUCAAUCAGGUUUAAACUCUCUGGAAAAUACUGAAGUUCCUGUGAGUGGUGUCAAGUGUAACGCUGUCAAAAAGUCUUUUAUCUGCUGUGAAUGUGGUAGAAAGUUUGGUCGUAAGGACAGUCUGCGGAGACACAUGCGAUAUCACACGGGAGAGAAACCAUACAGUUGCUCAGUUUGCGGUAAAAGAUUUUCUCAGAGGCCAAACUUGAUUCGUCACAUGAGAUGUCACUCAGGAGAGAAACCCUUCAGUUGCUCAUUUUGUGACACGAGUUUUGCAGUGCGCAGCGCUUUAGUAAAUCACAUGAGAAUCCACACGGGGGAGAAACCGUUCAGCUGCUUGUAUUGUGACAAAAGCUUCACACAAAAGGGAGGUCUGAAAAAACACAUGACAGUCCACACAGGAGAGAAACCGUACAGCUGCCCUGUUUGUGAUAAAAGCUUUUCUCAAAAGGCCAAUCUGACGUAUCACUUCUCAGUUCACACCGGACAGAAACAGUUCAGCUGCAGUGUUUGUGACAAAAGAUUCACCUGGCAGUCGCAGGUGAAAAGCCACAAGUGUGUCGGUGAGAGCAGCUGCAGAGCUGCUGGUUCAGCUGGAAAUCAGCAAUAACUGAGAGACUCUGCUGGGAAUUUCUGCUUCACUCCCACUUCAGUGACCAGUUAGCUGAGGUGGGAACCACAUGGACAUUUCUGGAUUAUGAAUGUAAGAUAAAAAAUAUUCAUGAACUGAUGUUACAAACGCUGAGUACUAUAGGAACCUUAUGGUAACAUGCUGGAUAUACUGUAUUACAGCUGAAUCCAAAUGUCUUAAACAGACUGAAGCCUGCGAGUGCCGACGUCUGUCCAAAUCUACAGUUCGUCAAGUCUACAAGGAGCCUCAAACGCACUUUCUGCCGACUUCCAGAGAGUCUGCUCAGGGUACAGACUUCAACUAAUGUACCCAUGCCAGUGACAGCGUUUAUCAAUAAAAAACAAUAAUGUGACAUAUUUAAA
Messenger RNA from Thunnus maccoyii (southern bluefin tuna), 1790 nucleotides. Its product is annotated as zinc finger protein 250-like. Gene Ontology annotation, biological process: regulation of transcription by RNA polymerase II. Bases 244 to 1407 code for a protein of 387 amino acids. NCBI's taxonomy places the organism in Eukaryota, Metazoa, Chordata, Actinopteri, Scombriformes, Scombridae. Gene Ontology annotation, molecular function: RNA polymerase II cis-regulatory region sequence-specific DNA binding; DNA-binding transcription factor activity, RNA polymerase II-specific. The transcript has 2 exons. The record is from RefSeq and is a predicted model, not a curated record.